Molecule: messenger RNA, 1293 nt
Organism: Hirsutella rhossiliensis
Lineage: Eukaryota; Fungi; Ascomycota; Sordariomycetes; Hypocreales; Ophiocordycipitaceae
Product: transposase-like protein
Exons: 4
Coding region: 1-1293 (430 amino acids)
Molecular function (GO): protein dimerization activity
Source: RefSeq, a predicted model, not a curated record
AUGCCAUUUAAUGAGGAUGAGUACAAGCAGAAGCUCAUUGACUGGGCCAUCAAGCUACGCCUUAGCUACCGAGAAGUCACGGACGAGUCGACCACUGAUUUACUCACAUACGGCAAGCCUCCGCUCGCGCGCCUGUUGCCAACGCAUCACUCAACGCUCUCGCGGUGGGUGAAGGAUUCGAUGGCAGCACGCUUACCAUUCAUCAUCGAAUUUGUGCAGUCCGCACUCAGCACCAUCAACCUCUUGAUCGACGGAUGGCGGGCUCACAAUCGCAGAGAGUACAUCGCUGUUUGCGGACACUUCGUCGAUGGCCAAGGCCAUCCUCGAACACUCCUCCUCGGCUUCCCACGACGUUAUGGCGGUCACACUGGCGACGACCUCGCAGCACUGGUGAAUCUUAUUGAGGCUUCGGAGGAGCAGCGUGUAGCUCUCUGGACCCUCAAAGGCGUCAUUGGCAAGCUGCACAACCUCGUUGUCUACAUUAAUCGAAACGACGCACGCCGUGAGCAGUUGAGAGCUCGCAUGCGCGUCACGAAGACAAGCGACGGCAUGCUGUUCGUCGGCGUGCUCCUCAGUGACGGUGGCAUUCGAUGGAACGCGACGUUCUACAUGAUCGAGCGUGCUCUUAAGUAUGGCGAGGGCAACGAGGGCGGCCAAGGCUCGGUGUGGCAAGUACUUUACGCCAUGGACUUCUUGCUCACGAAGCUUGAGAGCGUCAAAGAAGAGAUACACGCAAUGGAUGCUGAUAACAAGGACGAACUUCCGCCCUAUUACUCCGCAGGCGUGCUCGCUGCAUGGUCGAAGAUCAACACGUACUACGAGCUCACCGACCGAUCACCGAUCUACCUCACGGUGGCCACUGACCACGUCGACCAGGCCGAGACUUCUCCUUGUUCCUCGCCGACAAUCGACGACGAAUUCGAUGCUUGGGGCCAUACAACAGAUCGACCACACCGUGGCAAGAGGAGGAAGGUGGAGACCGAGUGGGAGGUCUGGAUAAAGCAGGUGCCGUCGAAGGACGACAUGAACGUUAAGAAUCCUCUUGCGUGGUGGGUGGACCGACGCCACGUUUGGCCCAUUCUCAGCAAACUUGCCCUUAACAUCUUCAGUACGCCGGCGAUGAGCGCAGAGCCAGAGCGCGUAUUCUCCGACGGCGGCGAGCUUAUCACCGACAAGCGCAACGGCCUCGGCGAUGACACAGUUGAAGCUGAGAUGAUACAGAAGAAUUGGAUUACUUCCAAGAUUUUGCAUCGGAUUGCGACACCUCGAGGUCUAUACAAAUUACCGGAUUAG